AUGCCUCGUACCUCCUCCGAAAGCCGCCCUGUGCAGUUCCCUGCGGCCUUUGGCUCGGCCGCCGGCGUGGCUCUGGUGACUCAGCGGACAGACUCGCUCCUUGCCUUCCAUGCUGCGGUCCUGGACUACGCUUGCGUGCUGAUGGAGACAGAGGCAGCAUAUGCUACCGGCCUGGCAUCUCUCAAGGGUGUGCCUGUACCCGACGAGCUGCAUCUCUCCCGCGUGGCCAAUGCCUGGUCUGUCUUUGAGCGGGCCAUGGAGCUCGGCGCCAGCCAGGUCACCGAUCUGUGGGACCGGCUCGCCACCACCUUUGACAUGCUGCGCAUGGCGGCCGACGAUCAGGAGCAUCGCCUGUAUGCUCGAAAAAUGCGUCUUAUUCGUGCCGCCCGCUCGGUUCGCGCAGGCGCUGACGAGGCCAUCCUCGCCGCCCCGCUCUCGGCGUAUCUCUCGGGCGCACAGGUUGUGUAUCACGACUGCCUCGCCCGCAUCGCCGCCAUGCUCCGCCUUAUGCACGAGCACUACUCGACACCGGCCAAGGUGUGGAAGCUGAUGAACGAGCAUCUCGCCGCUGUUGCACCCGACGCCUCCGUCGAUGCCUUUGCCGACAAGCACGCAUCGCAGCCCGAGCCACUGCACGUUGUCGCCCGCUCGCCUGCGCUCGCCUCUGAGGCUGCUCUUACCGAGCUUGUCGAGUGGGACGGCGGCGAGGGACCAGCCGCGUACGACGACGAGUCGUCGGCCGCCAUGCGCUACGCCGAAGUCGCCCGCGACGUCAACCGGGUCAUGGGCACCGACGCUCUUGCGCUUCCGUCUGCCGCACUGGCCGCCGACGCACCAGGUGACUCGAGCCUGCCGGCAUCAUCGCGGGAGGCUGCUAAAGCCAAGACGAAGGCCAAGACGAAGGCGAAGGCCAAGGCCAAGGGUCACGCCGCCGAUGGCCGCGCUUCGACCCACGGCACGGAUGACUUUGAUCUCCCGCCCGGAUGGACCGCCCACUACGACCGCGAGUACAAGCGGCACUACUUUUACAACGCACUCCGCGACGAAGCCACCUGGGUCAUUCCCGAAAUCGAGGGCCCGGCCGACGCAGCCGUCGACGGCCGCAAAGUCAAGCGGUGCAAGACAAGGGUCCGCAAGAAGCGCCGCCGGCAGUCGGGCGACGCGACCGGCAGCAGCGAUAGCAGCGGCAGCGAGUCGGGCGACUCGAGCUCGUCGUCCGGCAAAGUCGAUGCAAGCAAGUACGAUGUUGACCUCGACGCCUUUGUCACCGACAUCUGGGGAUCCAAGAUCGCGCUCGAUAAGAGCGACAUUGCGGCACUGGCCUACUAG
Molecule: messenger RNA, 1329 nt
Organism: Thecamonas trahens ATCC 50062
Lineage: Eukaryota; Apusomonadida; Apusomonadidae
Exons: 1
Coding region: 1-1329 (442 amino acids)
Molecular function (GO): protein binding
Source: RefSeq, a predicted model, not a curated record